Messenger RNA from Scomber scombrus (Atlantic mackerel), 1410 nucleotides. It is a transcript of the gene mcrip2, whose product is annotated as MAPK regulated corepressor interacting protein 2. The record is from RefSeq and is a predicted model, not a curated record. Lineage: Eukaryota; Metazoa; Chordata; Actinopteri; Scombriformes; Scombridae. The transcript is spliced from 5 exons. Bases 430 to 861 code for a protein of 143 amino acids.
UCAGGUUAUGUGACAUUGUGGAACUGCGGGACACCUUAGCACCGACGUGGUCAACAUUGGCUGUCUGAACUGCAGGUGAAAAAAGAGGGAGGGUCGCCGAUUGAGAUGCACCACGGCUGCUGGUUUUACGCGGGCGCACGCUUUUGCUCCCUGAGAGGUUACCAAACUGCCCGGCCGGUCUCAUGUCCGCUCCGUGGAUUUGCUUAACCUGCCAAGUGAAAUUUGGCCCGAUCGGCUGAGGGAGAGGACGGACGUUUCUCACAUCAAGAGAGUUUCUUUUUCUUUUCUUUUUUUACAGCGACAGAACCUGGAGUAAUGUGUUUAACUUAAAGUGCCUUUACAAGUAGACCUGCUCCUCUUGCCAACAAGGAGUCUAGUUCUUCUCACAAAGUGCCAAACUCUUAAGUUUACAGGUGGCUUUGCUUUCGCAUGAUGUACACAAUUACAAGAGGUCCCAGCAAACUGGUCACCCAGCGACGCACAGGGCCUACACAGCAGCUUGACAACAAAAUAAACGACUUCAAGCACAAACAAACGUCCUGGAGUAUGCCUGACCUUCCUGCACCCAAGAUAGUUUUCAACCGUCUGAAUGGUAAGAAGUACCAUCACCCUGCACCAGCUCUGCCCGCAGACAACCAGCAGGAAGAGAGCUUCACCCCUGCACAUGAGGAAAACGUCAAGUUUGUCUAUGACGCGUGGCAGGAGGUGGUGCAGCAGGAGGAGCAGGGGCCCGAGGCGGCCAGGGGAGCAGUUCACUAUAAAGAGACCACUCCCAGUCCACACAUGGACAACUUUGUGCCGAUAGAUCUGGAUGAAUGGUGGGCUCAGCGCUUCCUCGCCAACAUCGACAAGCUAUCCUGACACUCUUUUUGGAUUUGUGGAUCUUGACGGACGGUCAGGAGAUGGAGGCCUGAGGCAGGAUGGCUCACCAAGGAGGAGAGGAAGCCUGGGAGCAGCAGCUCUUAGUGCCCUCAUGUGGUUAAAAUGGACGGACAGCACUGGGACGCCGACAUAGAAACCACAGUCACUUCUCUUGAAGUCUAGCCUUUUAACUACAAUUCAUUGAACUCUGAAUAGUCAGUCUGCAACAGACAGCACACUGGAGGACGACGUCUUGAAGUUGAGGUUUUUCUCAUCUUACUUCCCGCACAACUGAGAUGUAAUGUUACUUUGAAAUGCAGUAAAAAUUGUCUUUUCAAGAAGCUCUGUACUGAUCAUCUUUUUUUAACCAGUCAUUAGAAUGGAACUGUUUAUUCAUCUUCAUAUACAAUGCUUUAAAAUUUGUUAAAUAUCCAUGUUUGACAACUGACAAUUCACAAUUGUAGCUAGUACAUCAGCUGAAUUCAAAUCUGUUUUCAUUACAAAAAAAUAUUCAGUUAAGAUUAAACAAUGAGAAAGGAUGGAAAGAUU